AUGGCUUUAGGUACAAGUAGUCCAGUCCCUGGCAGCCACCAGGAAGCAAGCUUCAGAAAACCCUGUGAUUCCCCCCAAAUGGCAGAACACCCAUGAUGAAGAAGAUGGGCAUUCCUGAAGGGGAAACAGUGACCCCUCGGCAAAGACGUGGAUGUGCCGCCUCCCCAACAACUGGCUCACAGACAACCCUGUUCUCCACAGACACGUACCACAUGGACCGCAUGGAGUUGAUCCUCUUCCUGUAUGAAAAGACCUGGCAGGAGUGCCUGCUGCAUGUGCGAGAAUGCAAGAACUCCUUUGAGGCUUUGGCUAAGCAGACUAAGUGGCAGAGCUUGGACCUCUUCACAUACUUCCCGUGGUCUGUGCAGCUGUGGGAAGAGCACCAGCGCGCACUGUCGAUGCAAGAGGGGGAGCUGGAGAAGAGGAAGGGACGCCAUCGGCAGAAGACCCACCUGGAGAGCCCGAAGCCAAUGAAGAGCACAUCCUAAAGAGAUUGCAGAUACCGAAGAAAAGGAAAGAGGCUCAACUGGAAAUGAACAGAGGUGAAGGAAGCUUAAGUCAAGAGUCAGGUUCUGAUAGGCCAGCUGAAGAGAGAGAAGAAAAAGGUCAAGAAACAGACUCCUCCAUAGCUGAAGCGGGGCUGAGCCAGACAGACCUGUUCCCAUGGUUUGUUGAGAUGAAGGAGUCCAGAGAAGAUGGUGUGCAAGAACCGGAAGAAACGCAGGGAGAAAGAGAGAAUGACUUAGAACCAUACCGUGCCCUAGAAAUUGUGAGGGUGAUAGAAGGGCAGGAAGAGAAAGAGGAGGAAAAAAUGAGAAGAAAGAUGAGAAUGAAGAAAAACAGGAGGAGGAAGAAGAAGGGCAAGAGGAGGAGGAAGAAAUAAAAGAGGAGGAAGAACAGAGAGCAGAGGAGGAGGAGGAGGAAGAUCAAGAGAAUUUAUACAAGGAUCAAGUAAGGCCACAAGUGGCACAUUGUUUCUUUUGUUUAUUGUGGAUGUGUCCCUCAUGUAAGUUUGGUCCUACAGUGGCUCACUCUCCAUAGAGAUGAUUAGAAAGACAGGAAUGUACUGUUUUAUUUA
Molecule: messenger RNA, 1078 nt
Organism: Jaculus jaculus (lesser Egyptian jerboa)
Lineage: Eukaryota; Metazoa; Chordata; Mammalia; Rodentia; Dipodidae
Product: coiled-coil domain-containing protein 180-like
Exons: 4
Coding region: 93-488 (131 amino acids)
Source: RefSeq, a predicted model, not a curated record